Gadus chalcogrammus (walleye pollock) is the source of this 4914-nucleotide messenger RNA. RefSeq names its product B-cell CLL/lymphoma 6 member B protein-like. Gene Ontology annotation, biological process: regulation of transcription by RNA polymerase II. Bases 1622 to 3766 code for a protein of 714 amino acids. NCBI's taxonomy places the organism in Eukaryota, Metazoa, Chordata, Actinopteri, Gadiformes, Gadidae. The record is from RefSeq and is a predicted model, not a curated record. The transcript is spliced from 8 exons. Gene Ontology annotation, molecular function: RNA polymerase II cis-regulatory region sequence-specific DNA binding; DNA-binding transcription activator activity, RNA polymerase II-specific. Gene Ontology annotation, cellular component: nucleus.
UAAGCCGUUUCUCAAUUCGCGUACUUUUGCGUGCUCGUGUGCUCGUGGACUCGUGAAACGUCAUCAGUUGUUGCCCGAGCACUGUUCCAAUUCGAAGCACGCAUCAAGCGAGUACUGUCGUAAAACCCGGAAGUGUUCUGGAUGCGUGCUCGAUAUCGCCGUUUCACCGAGCAUGCAUCGGAGGUGGCUCGUGUGUGCUUGCUCCCGCUAUAAAUCCCAGGAUGCAUUUCGCACUCGCAGCAGUACGAGGGCGGACAAUAUGGAGAAGACGCACAAGUUACAACUGUAGCUUAAGUUACUCUUAACUUAUAUAUAUAUUUAUAUAAUAUAUAGUCCUAAUAUAAUAAUAAUAAUAUAUAAAUAUAUAUAUGUAAGGUCGUGUGUGUGUAUAGCUUAUACACAUGACAGGACACUCAUAUCUUUUCAAUUGUUAUUCAUUCAGAAUAUUUAAAUACUAUUUGAAAAUGAAAGAGGCUGGGAUUUUGUUUUGUAUCAUUUGUUUAUAUUGUUCAGUAGUAUAUGCCUAAAUGAGGCCGUAGCACAGUUAACGGACGAGCAGAGGUGGUGACGUCAUCGAGUCCGCUGCUGUUCCAAUUGCAGGUACGUACUCGCGUGCUCGCAAGUAUGUGCUUGAAGUACAGACUUGCCAAGUACGUGCUAGCAAGUCAUCGAGUCCGUAGUACGCGUGCUACGAAUUGAGAAACGGCCAUAGCAACUACGCACGGCUCAUCAGUAAAUCAUCGUAAAGUGGAACAGGAAGUCAGGAACUAGGGGGGAACCAAAUCGGGUGCCACGCCGGUCACUGGAGAUACCGUGGAGAUCCGGGGAUAUAUUCAACAAACCAUUUCUACUCCGAGACAAGAGUACGUGGAGGGAGUUUUUCUGUUACAAGGAGAGAUUAUUCGGCAACGCAAACUGCUGACCGCCUGGAGAACCUGGGGAAUCCAGAUGGGUUGCCCUGCCCCAGCCCGUUCUGCCGGCGAUUUGAACAGCCCUCCAGAAGGGUCGGUUUUUGCGGGAGCCAAUCACCAAGAUGGCUUCUCCCACUGGCGCGCUAUUGGCUGGUUUAACGCAAUGAAAACAGGGAAGCGACGGCAAGUAGCCAAUUGGCCUUUUGCCAGUGUUUGAUUGACAGGCAAUCUGACCAAUCAGAACGCUCGACAUUCCGGCUAAUGAGAAGAGUCAACUGAGCUGUUGAGUCAUUACUAGAAACUAGAUAUUAUUUUAAAUUCAGAGCUCAAGAUGGUAAAACGGUGUUGUUAUGGAAACUGCAACACUGACAGCCGAUAUAGCGACCGAGUUGUCAACGUGUUUUUUUUUUCCCCUUUCCCGAAGCCAAAUAGGAACAUUGAAAAAUGUUUGCAGUGGAUAAAGCUGUGCGGAAGACCACACCAAAAGCUGAACGUCGACAAAUUAAGUUGCACAAGCACAGCUAAACAUUUCUACGUUUGCUCAAAUCACUUUGGAAGGCAAACCCACCCGAGACAAUGAUCCUCUGCCAGUAUCACCUUUUGAUCGCCAAACUACUUUGAGGCGCACACCUAAGCACCAGCCCCACAGGAAGAGUGCCACUUCUGAAACCAUAAGAAACAAGAGUGGAGUGAAAGCAAACCAACCCAUUAUGGAGCAUAAGGUCCAAACCCACGACAUGAACCGGACCUGGUCUCACGUUCGGAUAGAGGCUAACAUGUUGCUUGAGAAAAUGCAGGGCCUUGGACUGAGGCCCGUUUUAUUCCUGGCCAGCCCCUUUUAUUCCUGCCAUGACCAAAAUCACUGGGUCUCAGAAAUUUUUGCCCCUCCCUGCCAUCUGUCUGAGAUCUCUGUGGAGGGUCUUCAAAGGAUGAAGGCACUGUUUGAUCUCAUUAUUAAAGGUUGGACCCCCAGAGAGACGCCUGCAGCAGCUCCAACUCGGCCUCCACCCUAUCGUCCAGAGACGCCUGCAGCAACCCCAACUCUGCCUCCACCCUGUCUCCCAGAGACACCUGCAGGAGCUUCAACUAGGCCUCCACCCUCUACUCCAGAGACACCUGCUGGAGCCUCCUCAAAUGGUCUGGAACAAGAGGUCCUGCAGCACACGGCCUGUAGAGAGGCGCCCUCCCCCCGUCCAGUCCAGGAGGAGAAAUGGACUUACAAGAAGAAGAGCCCGACGGCUUCUGAUGCCGGGAUGUGGACGAUAGGACAAUUGAGAGCGGUGCUCCAUCACCCGGUCACCGGGAAUAACGUGGAGAUGCGGGGAUUUAUUCAACAAACCAUCGCUGAGCACCGGGAGGGAGUUUCUCUGUUACAAGGAGAGAAAAGUCGGCAAUGGAAACUGCUGACCGCAGCCUGGUGUCCCCAGGUUCGCUUGGACAGAGCAGAGGUCCUGCAGCACGCGGCCUGUAGAGAGGCGCCCUACCCCCGUCCGGGCCAGGAGGAGACAUGGACUCCAGGCACACGAGUCAAAGAGGAGAAGGAGCCAUUGCCCCCAGGCCUACCAGUCAAAGAGGAGGUGGCGGAGGAGCCAAGGGCCCCGGGCCUACCAGUCAAAGAGGAGGUGGCGGAGGAGCCAAGGGCCCCAGGCCUACCAGUCAAAGAGGAGCGGGAGGAGGAGCCAUGGAACCCAGGCCUACCAGUCAAAGAGGAGGUGGCGGAGGAGCCAUGGAACCCAGGCCUACCAGUCAAAGAGGAGGUGGCGGAGGAGCCAUGGAACCCAGGCCUACCAGUCAAAGAGGAGGUGGCGGAGGAGCCAUGGAACCCAGGCCUACCAGUCAAAGAGGAGCGGGAGGAGGAGCCAUGGAACCCAGGCCUACCAGUCAAAGAGGAGCGGGAGGAGCUGUGGGUCAGCCCUGGGGGAGACGGUGGUCAAGAGACGACGGGAGAGGACGUCAUCCAGGACCCGACCCCUCCUGGUUCCGUGAAGACGGAAGGCGCUCCGCCUCCACCUACAGAUCCAACGGAGGCCGGACCACCGACCAGGGACUCUGAAGCAGACAUAAAGCCAGAACCACAGCCUCUGUCCUUCGUACCGGACCAUUAUGCGACAGCAGAACCACAGCCUCUGUCCUGUGUGUCGGACCAGUUCGAGGCAACAGAACCACAGCCUCGGUCCUGUGUGUCGGACCAGUUCGAGGCAACAGAACCACAGCCUCGGUCCUGUGUGUCGGACCAGUUCGAGGCAACAGAACCACAGCCUCGGUCCUGUGUGUCGGACCAGUUCGAGGCAACAGAACCACAGCCUCGGUCCUGUGUGUCGGACCAGUUCGAGGCAACAGAACCACAGCCUCGGUCCUGUGCGUCGGCCGACUGCACGACAACAGAAACGGAUGCGAAGGAGGAAGCGGGUGCAGAGAGCGGCUCCGGGUCUGGAGCAGCCGUUGGCGCCCCGUGUCCAGACAUGGACUCUAAAUUGCGGACCCGACGACGAGCCAAACGUCCGGUGCGUGAACUCGAAAGCGAUACCAAAACCCGGGUCCGGAUACACAUGAGGGUGCACACGGGUGAGCGGCCGCACUCGGGUCCGGACUGCGGAAAGGCGUCCACCACUAAGGGCGGGGUCAACGAACACAUCCAGAACAUCCCCCGCAGCGACAGACCCUUCCACUGCGAGCUCUGCACCGCAAGCUUCAAGUCCAAGUGGGGUCUGAACCGACACCUCAGCGUCCACACCGGGGAGAGGCCGUACACCUGCUCUUCCUGCGGCCUCAGCUACACUGCGAGGGACAAGCUGAACAGGCACAUCAACAUCCACCAUAGAAUAACAUCCGUCAAAUGCAAGAUGAAAGCGUGAUGGCUUAAAGACCCCUCAACGGGAAAUUAGAUCUCUGUACUGUUUAUUAAAUUGUAAUUUGUAUUGUGUACUGUUUAAAAGGCAAGGUUUUUGUGUUGUUGCUAAGCUGUUGAGGAGCUUCCGGAUUUCUCCACCUUUCUUGGACCCUUUUUCCACCAGCGAUUCGAGUCCAAAGAGACAAACGCAGACAGCAGUUGUUGAAUUCGGUCCAGCACCGAGUGUGAAACGCUGCAGCAUUUCCUUUGGGGCAUCGGCCAACCGUCAAUCUGUGUCGUCUAUAAGUGCUUGUUUUGUAACCGGCGAGAGUCAGAUUGUUCUAAGUGUUGUUGCAACCCCGGCCAAUUAAGGCGAUUCAAAGCACCUGAGGAACAGGUGGAGAAGCAGGGCUUAAAUAGCCCGCUUCUCCACUCAUUCGGGGCUCUCCCAGCCCUGGAGCUCCUGCACGGAGAGACCGGUCCUCGUGGGUGUCGGGAUUCCACCCACGACGGAGGGGACCGUUGAUUCCUCCCAGGUUUUACAUUAUUUGUGUUUUUAGAGACUGUUAUUUUCUGAAUUAAACAUGCCUUUUUUGGCUUUUCCCCACAAAAUGGUGUCCUGUUUGGGAGGAGGUGGUUCGCUAACCGUGCCGGGUUGCCACAGUGUCUGACAACAUUAUGGAAAGGAAAGUAAUCGUACAGGGAAAUAAAACGUUUUUCUUCACCCCUCACUUGAUCCUGGUUGGUGUUGUGUCCCUGUGAAGCCCCCGUUAUUAACAUCUCAGCCCUCCUCCACCCAAAUCUCCUAAAUAACACAAUGAUGUUUCUUGUAGUCCACCACCCCGGACUCUAAGUGGCGAUCCUUUCUCCAGCUCUCACUCACUUUAGUUCUCUGUAGGGUCCUUCUGAUACUGUUGGCAGACGCUUAGAAUGACAAUCUGAGGCGUACAUUGACGAGGCGCUAUGACCCCAAAUGAGAACGUUCUCAAAUACUGGACCAAUUUCAAAAGUUGUUGCACGCAUUAGUCGCUUACAAAAAAAAACAAACCUUCAGGCCAACUGACUUGACAUUUUAUUACAUAGUUUAUAAUUUGGCAAUUCUAGUGUUAUGGGUGUGAAAAUGACAGGUCACUUUUAUUAAAUGAUAUCAUGGAUGAAUACAUAUUCUCAUGG